Molecule: messenger RNA, 507 nt
Organism: Erinaceus europaeus (western European hedgehog)
Lineage: Eukaryota; Metazoa; Chordata; Mammalia; Eulipotyphla; Erinaceidae
Product: ubiquinol-cytochrome-c reductase complex assembly factor 2
Exons: 4
Coding region: 40-450 (136 amino acids)
Biological process (GO): mitochondrial respiratory chain complex III assembly
Cellular component (GO): mitochondrial matrix
Source: RefSeq, a predicted model, not a curated record
CGACUCCUCUCUCGGGGGUGGGACCAAGCGGGGCUCAAAAUGGCGGCCAGCCGCUACCGGCGUUUUCUUAAACUCUGUGAGGAAUGGCCACUGGACGAGACCAAACGGGGCCGGGACUUGGGUGCUUACCUGCGGCAGCGGGUAGCACAGGCCUUUCGGGAGGGAGAGAAUACCCAGAUUGCAGAGCCAGAAGUUUGUGAUCAGAUGUAUGAGAGCUUAGCAAGAAUCCAUUCAAAUUAUUACAAACACAAGUACCCUCGCCCAAGAGACACGAGCUUCAGUGGCCUGUCCGUGGAAGAAUAUAAGCUGAUCCUGUCCACAGACACCCUGAAAGAGUUUAAGGAAAUCAAUAAAGGCGUGUGGAAGAAGCUGCAGGAGAAGUUUGCUACCAAAAGUCCUGAGGAUAAGCAAAAGGCCUGGGCUCAGACCUUAUCUCGCCCACGUACCUGAGUGUGGAGUCUUGUAUGUUUCUAUCAUAAAUAAAACUGCCCUGAUUUCCUUGUCACA